Messenger RNA from Aspergillus niger, 1209 nucleotides. RefSeq lists its product as uncharacterized. The transcript is spliced from 2 exons. Bases 1 to 1209 code for a protein of 402 amino acids. The record is from RefSeq and is a predicted model, not a curated record. Lineage: Eukaryota; Fungi; Ascomycota; Eurotiomycetes; Eurotiales; Aspergillaceae.
AUGUUUCAUCCUCACCCCCAUGCUCCAAGAAACAAUCGUGCGCAUGCAAGAGCACCCAGAGCGCUCAGAGGUCACUUCCAAGCAGCUAUGCAUACACAGCCUCUUGUACAUCCUCAGCCUUCGUCCCGAGGCCAACAGCACCAUCCUUCGAAUUCCCGUGGGAGACAGUCACAUACCCACCGAGGGCAGAGAGGUCAUCCUAGAGGACAAGUACAGACAGCCAACUUUCAGCCAUCACAAGGAAAGUCAACUAGUAACGGAGCUCCCGGCCGCAGUCGUUCCAACUACAGAGGAAGCAGAUCUAGGAAGAACUUCCCUACCAAUUCUAGAUAUCCAGUCAUUAAACAGCAUGUAAUAAUGUCCACAGCUCCAUGUUUCAUUCUCCCGCGCCAAUCUCCCGGUUCGGCUGAAGAGAAGGCAGCAGCACAGAUACCCUCAACGUUCCAGCGACUCCCACCCGAGAUUCGAAGCCAAAUUUAUGGUUACAUAUUUGAACCUCACCGUGUUGAGCUCAUACGAAGACGCGAGAAAGACCCGGCGAAGCACCCAAAAAGAGUGUACUACCGCCUGUAUCAUAAUCAGCUUCGAUCGCGCCAUCCCAUCACACAGCAAAUCCAGGACCCUUAUUUGAAAGGCCAACACCCUGUGCCUAUUGGGCUGGCUUUUACAUGCCGCAGUAUUUACUGCGAAACCCUUUGGUGGCUGUACUCAACUACCCAAUUUGUCUUCACCUCGACGAAGACUAUGAACCGCUUCUUUAACAUCAUCCCCUCUGAAGUACAGCCUACCAUACGGCACGUAGAGAUUAACCAAGAAAUGCAUAGUGAACCCAGCCUAACUGAGCACCGUAUUCACAAGGUUCGAAGUGACUGGGCUUUCACAAUGGCAUGCGAGAACUUGGUCAAGUGCUGUUCAGGACUGCGAGUCCUGUACAUCUACUUCCGCAUCCGUGAUUGGCCCAUGAACCUCGAGAUCGGCGAGACAUGGUCAUUGCCAAUGAUGGCCUUUGCGGAGUACAAAGGUGGCUUGGACAUCGUGAACAUCAACCUCGACAUGCCGAGGUUUGGGCUACAGAAGUUGAAAAACAUGGCCAAAACCCUCGAAAAGAGGUUCAUGAAACCUAGGGCGUUCCAGGUCAGGGAAGAUGAGCAAAUGGCCAGGGAAUUAAGCUGCUCUUUCAUGGAAUUGCAGGUAUAUGGAACUAACUGA